CUGCACAGUCAGCCAAUGAGGUGAUUGAGAUUGUCUGACGGAUAACAGGCUGGCCCUGAAACAUACUUUCCCACAGACAAGAAAAGGAGUCUGAGCUGCGAACAUCACUUUUGGCUUCAGCUUCCCAAAGAGGAAUACCAUCCAAAUCUCCGCCACACAAAAAAAAUAUUAAUUUCACAGGAUGAAAAUCACGUUGGAAAUGCACAAACUUUCCACAGUGGCCCUCUGUGUGCUGCUCCUGGCCACACUGUUACCCGGCUCCGAGGCCCGCCGUGGACGUGGAGGUGGUGGGUUCAGCCGAGGAGGAGGAGGCUACAGCCGGGGGUGGGGAGGUCAGCCCUACAGACCACCGCCUGUCCAGAGCAGUGGCCCCAGUGCCGGGAAAGUAGCUGGGGCAGCUGCUGCAGGAGCAAUAGGAGGAUCCAUGCUCGGCUCUGCCUUGAGCCGUCCUGGGUAUGGGUAUGGCGGAGGAUUCGGAGGAUACGGUGGAUAUGGUGGAUAUGGAGGGUAUGGAGGAGGUUAUGGAUACCCACGAUACGGAGGUGGUUACGGCUAUGGCCCCCGCCCUGGCUAUGAGCCAGAGGGCUCUGGUGAUGUAGAGUACUACACCGGAGCAUCCAGUGGCCCAAUCUACAACAGCAUCAUUGUUGUCAUUGGCUCCCUAAUGUCCCUGCUCAUGGGCCACUGGGUGGCAUUCAUGUAGCGCUGGAGACGAAACUGAGAUUUACAAACACACCAGAAAAAACCCUCCUUUCAAAAAUAACCCAUCCUACUGUAAAGGGGACAUUUUUAAAGUCACAGUUCACCUGAAAUUUGAGUUUUCAAAAAUAAAAACCUGUUGCCAAUUUGUUUUAUGGACACUUCAGUGACCCUGUGUGAGGACAAUAAGAGGAGUUUGACUUAUCAAUGUGACACCAUUACGCUGAAUAUGAAAACACGCGGUCAAAAAUCAUUAUUAAAGUCACGAAAUGUAAUCUGAUUUGAUGUGAUGUUGCUCUCCUGUCCCAUUUUUCACUUCUUUUAAUGUGACCACUGUUUUUAUACAUAUGGUGAUGACUACAGUCUGUAAAGAUAGAGCAGGAAUUAAUUAGAUCUGUUUUAAGUUAAGUCUACCUCAAGGAACAAUGUCAGGAUUAGAUGUUAAUGUCAUUUUCUAAUUACCAAAUUUAAAUAUUUUUUUCAUUGUGUUGCGAAAUCAGUUUCACCCCGGUUCU
This is a messenger RNA of Pundamilia nyererei, 1214 nucleotides long. It is a transcript of the gene prnpa, whose product is annotated as prion protein a (Kanno blood group). The record is from RefSeq and is a predicted model, not a curated record. Lineage: Eukaryota; Metazoa; Chordata; Actinopteri; Cichliformes; Cichlidae. Bases 182 to 703 code for a protein of 173 amino acids. The transcript has 2 exons.